This is a messenger RNA of Callithrix jacchus (white-tufted-ear marmoset), 1469 nucleotides long. The record is from RefSeq and is a predicted model, not a curated record. Lineage: Eukaryota; Metazoa; Chordata; Mammalia; Primates; Cebidae.
CCUUAUCUUUCACUCUACAUACCGUUCUGGCCUUCCCGCCCAGCUGCAGCCACCUCCCGUCCGACAACCGGCUGACUAAUCACCACCUGCCUCAUCAGCUCUCCCCAGCUUCCCGCCGCCCAGCUUCCCGCAGAGGGUAAGUCAGACAAGUGGUGCCAAAACCCGGGAGCUGGGGCCGUUGGCCCGGCCACGGCCCUCUCCCCUGACCUACCCAACACUGGCCCUGCCACCUCCAUGCUCCGAUUAAGAAAGAUCCUGUCACCAAUCUGUCUCAACAGUUAACAUGGACGGUCCUCCCUCAAGGCUUCCGGGACAGCCCCCACCUGUUCAGCCAGGCCCUGGCGACAGACCUGCAGCAAUGUAACAUCUCCCCUUCUUCCUUACUCCAGCUGGAUCAAAGCUUUCCCCACAGCUUAUAAAACCGCAGGAGUUGUAGCUGAGCACCUCAUCCGGGACAUCAUUCCCCGAUUCGGCCUUCCUUCUACCAUCCAGUCAGACAAUGAACCUGCCUUUAUUUCUAAGAUCACCACUGCUGUUUCCACAUCCUUAGGGAUUCAGUGGAAACUGCAUGCAGCCUACCAUCCCCAAUCCUCGGGCCGCCAUCGACAAUUCUGCAGAAUCUUUAGCCUCUCUCCAAAGACAGAUCACCUCAGUGGCUCAAGUCGCCCUACAAAAUCACCGGGCGUUAGACCUCCUCACUGCCGAGCGAGGAAGAACCUGCAUCUUCCUACAAGAAGAGUGCUGCUACUACAUUAAUGAAUCCGGCCUAGUAGAAACCCGAAUCGAGAACCUCCAGAAACUUAAAGUUAACCUGCCGAAUCAAAAAUUCUCAGCUGAAGCCACAGCAUAUUCCUACAAUGGUGCUUUCAAGAACUAGCUCGAGUCACCAUCCACCAAAUGCUGCUCCAACCUUACCCCGAACAAGUGCUGGAAGCAGACCUCUCCCGGAACAUCCAGGCUCCUUAAGAAAAGAAACCUCUUCAAAACCCCCCGUCGAUCCUUGUCAGCAGGAAGUCGCCAGAGAGACAACCGACGCCCCUGUCCCCCCUCUCUUUUCUUUUCUUUAAGGAGUCGGGAAUGUUUGGAAAACUCUGUCCCUGUCAUGAAAGCUCUCCCCCCACACACACAAAGAGGCUCCCUUAUCUUUCACUCUACAUACCGUCCUGGCCUUCCCGUCCAGCUGCAGCCACCUCCUGUCUGACAACCGGCUGACCAAUCACCACCUGCCUCAUCAGCUCUCCCCAGCUUCCCGCCGCCCAGCUUCCCACUGCCCGGCUUCCCCGCCCGGCAGUUUAAACUGGCCAACCGUUGCCCGCCACCUCGGCUCUCCCGGCCUUCCCACUCCCUUGGCCCUUCAGCCCCCUAUAAAAGAACCCUGCUCCUCUGAGCACGCACGGCCAUUUUCCUUUUCUUCCCGGCUGGCCCGCCCGGAGGCUCUUUCCUCUCAAUAAAGCCUGAACUUAAGACUU